CGCACUCCCCGUGCGCUAGCUCCCUCAAGUCGCGCCGCUCCCGCUCGAAGCCCGUUCGCGCGCCUAAAGUUCGAAGCCUGCGAACGAAGCCCCCGCCGACGUCCUCCCCACUCCCGGAGCUCCUACCCGAGGGUUUUUGGCGUGGGAACCUCGGGCCAACCUCAAGCACGAGUCGCGUGUUCUCGCCGGCGACGUCCCAUCGGCCCUCCUCGACGACGGCAUCCCGCUCCCCCCGGCCUUCGCUCCCUUUCAGUCGGAGCCCUAGCUUUCGCGCCUCCUUCAGUGCUCACGACCGCAGCCCCCUUUCGUCGGCAUCCUCUCACGCCGGCAAAGCCUCCUCCGACGGGAUCACGGCUUAGACUGGAAGAAUUAUUACAUCCGUAUAGCAUUUAAGAGUACCGACUCUGACCCACUACUCCGCGUCUUCCUUCUCCCUUUCUGUACUCGGCUAUGGAGGGCUCCAAGGAAGAGACCUUUCAGGACCCAAACUCUCCUGCUCCAAAUUCCUAUACUGCGGUGGUCAUUGGAGGAACUUUCGAUCGGUUACACCAAGGCCACCACAUUUUCCUCAAGACAGCUGCGGAGUUUGCAAGUGAGCGCAUAGUGGUGGGUGUUUGUGAUGGGCCUAUGCUGAGCAAAAAAAAGUAUGCUGAUCUCAUACAACCAAUUCAGAAGAGGAUGCAGUGUGUGAAAGACUACAUCAAGUCUAUCAAGCCCGAGUUGACGGUGGAGGUUGAGCCAAUUACAGACCCCUUUGGCCCAUCCAUUGUAGAUGAAGAGUUGGAGGCCAUUGUUGUGAGUAAGGAGACAUUACCAGGGGGCUUGGCAGUAAAUAGGAGAAGAGCAGAGAGAGGCUUGUCACAACUGAAGAUUGAAGUAGUAGAUUUACUGCCUGAUUCCACAUCAGGACAGAAAAUCAGUUCCUCCGCCUUCAGAAGAAUUGAAGCAGAGAAUGGUAUUCAACAGCAGCAGAACCAACAGAAGAUAAUUACUAUAAAAAAUUCUACAAAAUUAUAAAAAGACAACAGCUGGAAACGCAUGCGAUUAUAGUUCAUGUCAAAUGUUAUAUGUCAGAUACAUAAGCAAAACUCGUGUUUGGCUACCGAUUAGAAACGAAGCUUAUUUUCAGCCUUCAAUUUCGUCUAUCAAGCUUGAUGGUGAGUUUCUCAGGGAGCUGUCCAUGUGAUAGUGAAAUUUUUUUCCCAGUACAUAAUACAUCGGUGUCGUAACUGCAACACUUAACAUUGAGCCAAGAGCACCCCAACUCUCGGAGAUGACGCCUCAACACCCAUUUCAGGUUCAGAACUAGAUAACACGACACUACAACUUUCAAGGAUGUAGAGCCCCUUUGGGGCGCCCUUGAUGCCACCAUCGCGAUGCCUUG
Messenger RNA from Phalaenopsis equestris, 1384 nucleotides. Its product is annotated as phosphopantetheine adenylyltransferase. The transcript is spliced from 8 exons. Gene Ontology annotation, biological process: coenzyme A biosynthetic process. The record is from RefSeq and is a predicted model, not a curated record. Gene Ontology annotation, molecular function: dephospho-CoA kinase activity; pantetheine-phosphate adenylyltransferase activity. Bases 451 to 1017 code for a protein of 188 amino acids. Lineage: Eukaryota; Viridiplantae; Streptophyta; Magnoliopsida; Asparagales; Orchidaceae.